Molecule: messenger RNA, 1386 nt
Organism: Cyclocybe aegerita
Lineage: Eukaryota; Fungi; Basidiomycota; Agaricomycetes; Agaricales; Hemipholiotaceae
Source: the annotation of a GenBank genome assembly
AUGUCCUCCAGAAAUAACAGAAGCGCCGGGUUCUCGUUCUUGGGGAUGGUGGCUGGCGCCAUGGCUGCGCUGAAGCUGAAGAGCUCCUACGAUCAAUAUAAGCAAGUCUCCCCAGACGACGAAGAGGGCCGCCCCAUCUUCACGAGCCCCUCGCUCGAGAACCUGAACGCAGGCGCAGGCGGGGCCAUCGCGCUCCCCGAGACGCCUGGCGUCAACGGUCCGAACAGGCGCCUGAAGAAGAAAUCGGCGUGUUGCAUGUGCUGUGGACUCGACUGCACGCUCUUCUGGAAGGCGGUUGGUGUCGUGUUGGGCCUGUAUACGCUGUACUUCGGGUACAAGGCGAUUCGGUGGGCUCUGACUGACACACCCAAUGGUUUUGAGGGACUCCCCGAGUUCGGCUCUGUGGGCUGCACGGAUGCCUCGUAUACUUACAACAACACCGCCGUCACCAUCCACGCACCUAUCGGUACCCGUCAUCACGACCAUGCCCUCGACGUUCGUGGCUAUGCUGUUGGCACCAUCACCAUCGCGGACGACGCCCUCGACUCGAAAGACGUCAAGUAUGAGAUCCUUGUCAAGACGAAUAGCAAGGACCUGGAGAAGGACGUCGCCUUCGAUUAUCCUUACACCGACCCUAACGGCAUUGUCACCAAGAGCCGCCUGAUCAUGGACACCACCCGCAUCCCCGGUGUCGACUCGACCAAGUGCAUGAAGUACGACAUCAAGGUCUUCGUCCCGCCCAACCUCAAGAAACUCCAGAUCGGGUCGCACAGCUCCGUCACCCACGUCAAGUUUGCCGAGGGCUCGCGCAUCAACACCGACGACCUCUUCGUGACGCUGUAUGACAUGGACGAGCACAACAUGAUCGUCAUUAACGAGGACGUCAAGUCAAAGAAGGUGUCGCUCGAGGUCAUCCGUGGCUGGAUCGUCGGCGACGCGUCUGUCGUUGGAGAGGCGUCGAUUACCACCCAGCGUGGCGACGGAAAGUCCAACAUCAAGUUCCACCCCGCGCUUCCUUUCGACACUGCCAACCCUGAGAAGGUCGUUGUUCGCACUGUGACAGGGGCUGGCCGCUCUGACUUUGCGUUCAUCGGACGCAAGGAGGUCAAGCGCCCGAUCGACGUAACGCAUAUGUCGUCGCGCAAUGGAGAUCUGUACCUCACGUACCGCGAGGCCGAGUUCAACGGCAAAGUCGAGCUGAACACGAAAUCUUACACCGUUACUGGGGCUCGCUCGAUCCACGCUGGCUCUCGCACUCCGAGAAACGUGAGGAGGGACGACGAUGACGACAAGGAUGACGGAAACUGGACCCAUUAUGUGGGCGAUAAGGAGGGUGGAGACAAACUCUAUGUGAACUCGAGGGGUUGGGCCGGGCUUUAUUUCUGA